GGACCAACAGAAUGCAUGGGGGUGAAGGAGCAAAGGGUCAUAGGGGUUCCCCGCCCCCCAUUUCCCUCCCCGCUUUCUCCCUUGCAAGCUGAUUCCCUCCCUGGUUUCCCAGCUGCCGUGGGUCUGACCGAAGAACAGAAGGAGUUUCAGAAAGUGGCUUUCGACUUUGCUGCCAGAGAGAUGGCCCCGCAUAUGGCAGAAUGGGACGAAAAGGAAAUAUUCCCUGUGCAAACUAUCCGGAAGGCAGCCCAGCUGGGGUUUGGGGGCAUCUACGUGAAGCCAGACGUGGGGGGCUCCGGACUGACUCGGCUUGACACCUCCAUCAUCUUCGAGGCUCUGUCGACAGGCUGCGUCAGCACCACGGCUUACCUCAGCAUCCACAAUAUGUGUGCAUGGAUGAUCGACACCUUUGGGAACGAGGAACAGAGGCACAAAUUCUGCCCGUCCCUUUGCAGCAUGGAAAAAUUUGCCUCUUACUGCUUGACGGAGCCCGGAAGCGGAAGCGACGCUGCUUCGUUGCUAACUUCGGCCAAGAAGAACGGCAACGUGUAUGUUCUCAAUGGCUCCAAGGCUUUCAUCAGCGGUGGCGGCGAUGCUGACCUGUAUGUGGUAAUGUGCCGUACCAGCGGGCCGGGUCCCAAGGGCAUCUCCUGCCUGGUGCUGGAGAAGGGCACCCCUGGGUUGAGCUUUGGCAAAAAGGAGAAGAAAGUGGGUUGGAACUCGCAACCGACGCGGGCUGUUGUGUUUGAAGACUGCGCCGUUCCAGAAGCCAACCGGCUAGGAGAGGAAGGGCAGGGCUUCAACAUCGCCAUGCAGGGCCUCAAUGGGGGGAGAAUUAAUAUCGCGUCUUGCUCCUUGGGGGCCGCCCACGCUUCGGUCCUCCUGGCUCGAGAGCAUCUUAACAUCCGCAAACAGUUUGGGGAGCCCUUGGCUACCAAUCAGUACCUCCAGUUCCAGCUGGCUCAGAUGGCGACGCGCUUGGUGGCAGCCCGUCUGAUGGUGCGUAACGCCGCCCGAGCCCUGCAGGAGCAGCGCAAAGAUGCUGUCGCUCUGUGCUCCAUGGCCAAGCUCUUUGCCACCGACGAGUGCUUUGCGAUCUGCAACCAAGCUCUGCAGAUGCACGGGGGCUAUGGCUACCUGAAGGAUUACGCUGUGCAACAGUUUGUGCGAGACAUCAGGGUGCACCAGAUUCUGGAAGGGACCAACGAGAUCAUGAAGAUGAUCAUCGCCAGAAGUCUCUUGCAGGAGUGAGCGUCCGGCUGGUCGUCAGCUGCAAGCUGCUUGGGGACUGUGGGUUGGGAAGAGGAGACGGCGACGCGCUUUCCCAGCCCGACUCCUUGACCUAAAACCUAGUUUUUGUGGCGGGCAUGGCCUGGCAGGGUGUGCCAAGGCAGGGCCAGGGUGGGGUGGUCUCAACACAGCCUUUUGGCCUUGCAGUGCCAACGUGGCCCCCUUGGAAGAACCCCAGCUCCGGUGCAGAUUCCUCCGGGUUGGAGCUCCGGGGAGAAUCCGGAUUCAUUCUGGAUUCAGCUUAGGCUGGGGAAACCCGUCCACGUGCUUCUUAAAACGCCAGAGAAAGGGGGCUUGUUCUUCCCAAAGAGGGCACCGAUCUCUUCCUGCAGCCAAGGGGCAGCACAGGGAACAAUCUGGCAAUGCUCUCGGUCGGUCGCUCCCUGUUCUCAGCGCCGGGAUGGUGGCAGUCUGAUUUUAAUUUUCGGUUUUUGGGCUGUUGUGUCGGCGGGCGGCGGAAAAGCCUGUUCCCGGGGAAUAGGAUCCGAGAGGAGAGUUUCCCUGAAGCCAACAGCCCGAUGAACCGGGGCCGCGGAUUAUUUCCUUCUUUUGCUAACAUUGGAAUCAAUAAAUGAG
This is a messenger RNA of Python bivittatus (Burmese python), 1866 nucleotides long. The record is from RefSeq and is a predicted model, not a curated record. Lineage: Eukaryota; Metazoa; Chordata; Lepidosauria; Squamata; Pythonidae.